UAUCAUAUCGGCCGAUUAUCGCAAGGUUCUGCUGCUUUACAUACAUAUAUUGGCAAUCUUCUAGAGAUAUAAAGCUCAUUAAGGGACUACACAAUGAUAGUGUCGCGAUUGACGUAUCCGCUCAAUGUAGCGCUACAACAAAUUGGCCAACAAACUGCCCGCAGCAACAACAACAUUGUACGUCGUCAGAUGUCGGGAGUUCAGUUUCGCAGCGGUGCCCUUAAGCCAAAGCCAUCAGAGAUGCCUUUUGGCUUGUUCGCCAUCUUCUGUGCUGUGAUCCCGGGACUCUUUGUGGGCGCCACAAUUAGCAAAAAUGUGGCCAACUUUUUGGAGGAGAACGAUCUGUUUGUGCCCUCCGACGACGAUGAUGAUGAGGACUAAGACGGGAACGAUCAACGAUGGAGUAUGGAGUAUGUCCUAGUCACAACUGAGUGCGACAUCAGCUUGGAGUUUGCUCCUUUCUGUUAGCCGAAGCAAAGCCAAAAGUUUAUACUAUAUUAUAAAUCAAUCAAUCUGCUUUGUUAAAUUUACUGUUACUUUAAGUUCCAAGAAGUUUUUGUAUAUGCUGCAAUUUGUUCUCUCGAAUUGUACGGCUAUUUAUUGAAUUUUCCAUUAAAUAAUAUUUGCUCUUUGCAAUGACGAUUGUUAUAUAGCAAUAAAAUAAAUUCAUUGAAGCGAAA
Molecule: messenger RNA, 680 nt
Organism: Drosophila grimshawi
Lineage: Eukaryota; Metazoa; Arthropoda; Insecta; Diptera; Drosophilidae
Gene: EMRE
Product: essential MCU regulator, mitochondrial
Exons: 1
Coding region: 94-381 (95 amino acids)
Biological process (GO): calcium import into the mitochondrion; mitochondrial calcium ion homeostasis
Cellular component (GO): mitochondrial inner membrane; uniplex complex
Source: RefSeq, a predicted model, not a curated record